UACACAACCAACUCCACACCAAUAAUUUCCUCACAUAUUAUUCAACAAACCUAAAGAAUAAAGAGAUGAAUCGAUCAAAAUUCAACACAAUAGAGAGAAAAUGUCAUCAAAAAUUUUAUGUUCUUCACCAAGCUACUAUUGCUUCAGCAGCCAAGAAAAUUGCAUAAAUACUCGAAAUUCGUCACACUUUCAUCCCCUCCCUUCAAUCGAACGUGCCCACAAAAUCGAUCUAGCUCGUGAUUUCUCCAAGUCUAGCGCAAAUUAUGGGAUCAUUUCAACAGCUAUUUUGAGGCCAAGCACACGAAUUGUAUAUGUCAAAGCCUCAGCUUCUCCAAACAAUCAUUCGUCUUCAUGGCCAAAAUGGGUGAUUGGAUUACUAGUCACGGUGAUUCUACCAGCUGUAGGGUACAAAGGAGGGCUAUUUGCACUCCUUAAAAGUAAGAUUGACAAAGCUGUAGAGGUAGUGGAAGAGGUGGCGGAGGUGGUGGAGGAGGUGGCGGAGCAGGCUGAGAAGAUCAUGGAGGAGGUGGAGGAGAAGCUUCCGGACGAUUCGAAGCUGAGGGAAGCACUAGAGUCAUUCGAUGCACUUGCUAAAAAGGCAGCCAAUGAAGCUAAGAAGGCGGAAGAUGUUGUACACAAGGUGAAACUCGUGGAGGAAGAGUUGGAAGCGAGCUUGAUAAAAGCCGGUAAAGAUCAAGCGAAUAAAACGAUUUGAUAUUUUUUUUUCCUUUUUAUUUAUGGUUAUCACUGAUUAUAAUGGUGAAUUAUUCACCAAAAUUUAAACAAUAGUAUGAAACAAUUUUAUCUUGUGCAAUAUCACAGCAAAAUCCCAAUUUCUUCC
This is a messenger RNA of Salvia splendens (bonfire salvia), 841 nucleotides long. RefSeq lists its product as uncharacterized. The record is from RefSeq and is a predicted model, not a curated record. Lineage: Eukaryota; Viridiplantae; Streptophyta; Magnoliopsida; Lamiales; Lamiaceae. The coding region runs from base 101 to 715 and encodes 204 amino acids. The transcript is spliced from 5 exons.